AGUAAGACGAGUAUCCAAUAGGAAAGGGCGACUUACCAACGUUUGGAACGGUUUGACAACCAAUGAUACGUCGCGAAAGAAAAGCCACCAAAUUUGUAUUUUUCUGCACGAGCUACUUGUUCUCUUUGUUUCGGGUCUGGUGAGUUUUCAGUCAUGAUGGAUGCACUGUCGGUGGUAUGUCAGCUGCGGGACCUAGCCUCAGAACCGCAGAACCGAGCUGUGAUCGUGCAGGACCAGGGCUGUCUUCCUGGGCUAGUUCUUUUUCUGGACCACCAGAAUCCUGAAGUGUUGUUUUCAACCCUACAGACUCUUCGGUAUCUGGCUGAAUUGCCUCCCAACGUACCCAUUAUGAAGAAUGAGCUGGGUAUGAUGGUGAGCUUGGAAAAUCUUAUCAGACGAGAGGGUGUGUCUCUUGAUAUCACAGUUCUGGCUAAAGAGGUUUACGGCAUUCUGAGAGAGCCUGCUAAUCCAGCUCCACGCACACCAGAGAGGGAGAACAGAAGGAAGCCUCAGUUUUUCAUCAAUUCCACCAAUAAGAAGUCCAAGUCUGUCACACUGCACAUCCAGGGGCUGGACAACGCUCAUCAAAGAAGCUUAUGUGAGGAGGCUCUUCUAAAAGUCAAAGGGGUCAUCAGCUUCACUUUCCAAAUGGCCUCUAAGCGAUGUACAGUCCGUAUCCGCUCAGACCUUCCCACUGAGAGUCUGGCAACAGCUAUUGCUUCCACUAAGGUGUUGUCAGUUCAGCAAGUGAUGAAAAAUGAGGCAGGAGAUGAGGUUUAUGUACCUCUGAACUCAAGUGGUGUUGAGGUGCCACAAAACUCAGCCCUCCCAGACUACCUCCCAGAGGAAGAGAGCCCAGAGAGGGAGGUUGAUAAAGCCAUUUCCCGCACUGCAGCUAAAGAAGAUUCCAGUGGGAGCUGGCUGAAUGCUGCUGCAAGCUUCCUCACAAAAACCUUCUACUGGUGAAGCUCAGACUGUCUCGAAAAAGUAUCCAGAUAGAGUCCUCCUUCUGAUUGCAAUGGGCCUCACCGAGGAUGAGAGCUCAUAUGAGGGCUUUAAGUCUUUCAUUCAGUGAGCAACUACAAAUCAUUGCUAUGUAUAUAUACAGAUUUGUUGUCUAAAAAUCUUUCAAACUGAACAAAAGUCUAAAUUUGGGAUGUAUCCCUCACUUCUGUUUUCUGUCCACAAAUUCCAUAUAAAUGUUCCUUCCAUCUUCAUUUACCUCCUAACAUGUGCAAAGGUAAAUUUCUGAUCAUUUCUAUUAUUCCUUUAAGUCUUACACUGUCCUGCUGUUUGUAAGUAGUUGAACUGGUUUAUAUCGAAAUAAAUGUGCAAAAUCUGAUCUGUA
Molecule: messenger RNA, 1348 nt
Organism: Girardinichthys multiradiatus
Lineage: Eukaryota; Metazoa; Chordata; Actinopteri; Cyprinodontiformes; Goodeidae
Gene: armc1l
Product: armadillo repeat containing 1, like
Exons: 7
Coding region: 154-966 (270 amino acids)
Molecular function (GO): protein binding; metal ion binding
Source: RefSeq, a predicted model, not a curated record